AUCAGUUGACAGCCGUUCCCGCAGCUGAACGGACGUACAAAGUUCGCGGUUUUUUGUCAAACAAAAAUCAAGUUUCACGAUGGGAUCGCGUAGUUCCAAGUCGAAAAAAAGCUAUGAAGUGGCAGGCCCAGCCAACCGGAAAAAAGCCUCUCUAAAAAGUUCGCCCAUCGAGGGGUCGCCCACUCAGUCAGACCUUUUGAGCCCCGGCCCACCGGCAAUUGAGGAGCAGAACUUGGGGCCAGAAUGGUUGAACGAAACGCAAUUCGAGGAAUUACUCGCCGCCAAUGUCGCUCAGUUCUCAAAGAUAGUGGGUUUCCGGGUGAAGCCCGCCAUGGCCCCCGGGGAAAACUAUGCCACCCUCAUGCUGAGGAUCAGCAUAGAUGUGCAGCUCACUGAUAAGAGCACCAAACUGGUCUCCUUCAUGAUGAAGGUUCCGCACAAAACGCCCCAAAUGGAACAAAUGCUGGCCAUGGCCAACUUCUUCGACAGCGAGAAUGCAGUGUACACCGAUAUAAUCCCCAAGUUGGAGGAGCUGUACAAGGCCAAGGGAUUGGACAUCAAAUUUGCACCCAAGGCUUUCAAACUGGACUCCAAAAAGGAGCCCAAUUUGGCCAACACAGUGCUGAUGAAUGACCUGGGUCAGGAUGGCUUCAAGAACCUAAAUCGCCUGGAGUGCCUCAAUCUGGAGCAAACAAAGUUUGCCCUUAAGAAAUUGGCCCAAUUCCAUGCGGCUUCUGCUAUGAGUGUUCAGGUGAACGGACCCUUUGAGGAUAAAUUCGUAAAUGGCGUCCUGGGUGGCAACAAGGAGGUCCUGAUGGCAUUAUACGAAGGAAUGAUUGCCUCAUUCCGCACUGCCUUUAUGGCAAAUCUCAAGAACUUUAAGGAUGGAGAAAGCUUUAGGCAAAAACUGGAGUCUGCGUUUGCCCAGAUAUUCCUGGACUUUGACCAUCUGAUGAAGAGCGAUCCCGCCGAGUUCAAUGUCCUGAACCACGGCGAUUGUUGGAUGAAUAAUCUGCUAUUCAAGCUGGACUCCAAGGGGAAAGUGGAGGACAUGUUGUUUGUCGAUUUCCAGAACCCCAAAUACGGCUCUCCCACGCAGGAUUUGUUUUACCUCAUCAUCACCUCGGUGCACAUAGACUACAAGCUGGAUUACUUUGACUUCUUCAUCAGGCACUAUCACGAGGAGUUGACAAAACACCUGAACCUACUGGGUUUCGCCGGUAAGCAACUUUCCCUCCGGGAUCUUCACAUGCUGAUGUACAAGCACGGAAGUUGGGCCCUGUUCCCCGCGAUCAGUGUGCUGCCAGUGGUGCUCCUGGAUCCCAAUGAGUCGGCCACCUUUGACAAUUUCCUGGGAGACACCGAAGACGGAGCCAAAUUCAAGAAUCUUCUGUUUGCCAACAAGCGCUACCACGGUUACAUUGAAAGGAUUCUGCCAUGGCUGUACAACAAGGGAUUCUUGGAAGCCUACAAUCAGUUCGUUCCACCCGAACAGUCUUCAUCGGAGAACUCUGAAAAUCCCAACCAGAUAUUGGACUGGCUUAGUGUCAGCGACUUCGAAGAGGUAAUAUCCUCCUCCGAACCAGAGUUUAAAAAGGUUCUUGGCGGAUCUUGGACUUCGGCGACGAAACCGGGAGACAACUUUGCCUCUAAGCUUUUGAAAGUUGAUAUACAGGCAGAACUGAAAGAUAGCACUGCCAAAACGUUCUCCUACAUACUGAAAGUACAGCCCAAGUCCGCAAGUGACAAUUUUACGGACGUCAACAUGUUUCCCAAAGAAAUGGAAAUGUACCGAAAAUAUGUACCCGCAUUCGAAAAACUUUAUAAAGAUGCUGGCCUAACAAUCACUUUUAGUGCAAAGUCCUUCGUCCUAAGUAAACCAGUUAGUGAAGAAUAUCUGCUAAUGGAAAAUCUGCAAACCAAGGGCUUCAAGAUGGCCGACCGCAAGAGAGGAUUGGACAUGGAGCACACCAAGAGCGCACUGAAGAAGCUGGCCCAAUGGCAUGCGGCCUCCAUAAAGCACAAGGAACUCAAUGGUCCCUACUCUGCACUGUAUAACGAUGGAAUCUAUAUUGAACAGACGCGAGACAUGUUCCACAAUAUGUUUGCCAUGGCCAAGGAUUCGUAUAUAAGGAUAUUGGGGGAGUUUGAGGGUGCUGAGGAGUAUCUGCCCAAGCUGCCUUGGAUUUUGGACAACCACGUGGAUCAGGUUAUUGAAGAUGCCAAGAUCAAUGAGAAGGAGUUCAAUGUGCUUAAUCACGGCGAUGCUUGGGUAAACAACAUCAUGUUCCAAUACGACUCGGAAGGUCGCCUAAAGGAAACCUUUCUGCUGGAUCAUCAGAAUGCCAAAUACGGCAAUCCAGCUCAAGAUCUGUACUACUUCCUGAUGAGUUCCGCGGAGCUGGACAUCAAGGUCGAUCAGUUUGAUUACCUGAUCAGGUGGUAUCACGAAAAUCUAGUGGAGCAUUCCAACUUGUUGAAAUACAACGGAUAUGUGCCCUCCCUUAAUGAACUUCACACUAUCUUGAUAGAGCAUCCAGCUUUCGCUGCCGGCACUGUAAUCAGUACCUUAACCGUUUGCCUGACCGAUGAGGGCUUCAAUCCCGAGAUAUUUUUCAUCGAAACUCCGGAGUCCGAAAACUUUAGACUACAGCUGCUCGGCAAUGAUCGCUAUAGAGCCCAUAUUGAGCGGGUGAUGCCUUGGCUUAACAGGAGGGGUCUACUAGAUCCUUGAAAGAUCUAAAGAUGUGAUAUACCUUGUUUAAAAAUUGAAAUGCAUUUUUUUAUCGGAUUCCAGAGGAAUUUAGUCAAAAGUUAUAAUAGAAUUGAUUGUUCUGCAUUAUACCUGAUAUUGUUACAAAUUAUUUGAAAUAAAAAGCUGUUGAAAAUA
This is a messenger RNA of Drosophila biarmipes, 2890 nucleotides long. RefSeq lists its product as uncharacterized. The record is from RefSeq and is a predicted model, not a curated record. Lineage: Eukaryota; Metazoa; Arthropoda; Insecta; Diptera; Drosophilidae. Bases 80 to 2734 code for a protein of 884 amino acids. The transcript is spliced from 7 exons.